AUGAGUGUCAUCUUGGAUAUUUUCGCCGACAGUGAUAUUGAGGGCAAUUCAUCGAUCCCAAUGAAGCCUUCCUUCGACAUAUCAAUGAACACGGGCUCCGCCGUAGCUCUGACCUGGGUCAAGAAGCAGCUAGAGAUAUGCGACACAUCAUCAAGGCAUGACCGCUGUCGCGCCUCGGUUUCCCAACAACUCCCCCACCGCAUUGUAGAGAUCACUGGCUCUAGGUCUGCAAGGCUUUGUGUCACGAAAUCCGGUGAACACUCUGAAUAUGCAUGCUUGAGCCACUGCUGGGGCACUACACAGCCCUUGACCACGACCACCCGAACUAUAAAGGCCUACCUGAAGUCGAUCCUGUGGAACAAAAUACCAAAGACAUUCCGUCACGCAAUUACAACUGCAUAUAAUCUCGGACUGAAGUAUAUCUGGAUUGAUUCACUAUGCAUCGUACAAGACGAUAUCCAGGACUGGCGUACGGAAGGUGGCAAAAUGGCUGACAUUUAUGAGAACUCCUACCUCACGAUAUCGGCAGUCUCAAGUUCUGGCUCCUCUGGUGGCUUAUUCGGAUGGUCACAUUGGGAGCAUAGAACUCGAUCCAUUUCCUUUCGAGACACGCAGCACAAGAUCUACGUUCGGAAGCCAUUGGAUCACUACGAAAAUCCUGAUAGUUCUCGUGAGCGAGGCGGACCUAUGAAACUUCCACUUCUGACGCGCGCCUGGGCUUUUCAAGAGUUGUUACUAUCACCACGCGUGGUGCAUUUCUCUAACGACGAGAUUGUAUGGGAAUGCCGGUCAUCGUGCGACUGUGAAUGCUCUCUCGUUCAAUCCGAUCCGUUCCGCUCCUUCAACAAGUCCGUUUUCAAUCUCCACUCUACGGACGCGGGGAGGCUACCAUCAGAAUGGCGACAGCUAGUAGCAGCGUACACGGCCAGAGACCUAACGUAUCAGAAGGACAUCUUUCCGGCGUUACAGGGCUUGGCUAAACGACUCGAAGGCAUGAGAAAGUCUCCAUACCUUGCAGGCUUGUGGCAAGAUACGCUGGUAUGCGACUUGCUGUGGCGACGCCACUUCAAUGUUCGAUAUGAUCCACAACACAGGCCCGUGCAAUGGCGCGCCACAACAUGGUCCUGGGCCGCCGUGUUGGGUUGGGUGGAUUGGCCUACGCUCAAAGACUCAGAAGACAGAAUCGUGGCACGCGCUACAGCCACAACUGAACCAGCCGGCAAGGACCCCUUCGGGGAGCUAAAAUCGGGCAUGCUGAUUCUCAAUGCGCCUUGUCUCAAGGUGACCAUGCGAUUUAUAAGGUACGACGACUACGUUCUGAGUAUCGAGCCUCUGGCAGGCACAGACGUCGAAAGUACACCAUUAAGAGGUUUGAAGCGACGAGAUUUGAGCACUAGCCAGUUUUAUGGCGACUUCGACCUUGGCAGCGACGUUGCAGCGGACGGCUCCGUGCUAAUGUACUUUCACCUUGCGGUCAUGGUAAUUUCAAGGUCUCGUUAUUGCUAUUGCCUGGUCCUACGACGUGGAGGCGAGAAUAGGGAUGUCUUUGAGCGCGUUGGUCUUUUGGAAUGUGAGGUAGAACCGCACGUCCGAGAAGUGUUUCUUCGAGCAAAGGAACAGACAUGGACUAUCCAAUAG
Trematosphaeria pertusa is the source of this 1638-nucleotide messenger RNA. Its product is annotated as HET-domain-containing protein. Lineage: Eukaryota; Fungi; Ascomycota; Dothideomycetes; Pleosporales; Trematosphaeriaceae. The record is from RefSeq and is a predicted model, not a curated record. The transcript is spliced from 2 exons. Bases 1 to 1638 code for a protein of 545 amino acids.